Messenger RNA from Trichophyton verrucosum HKI 0517, 1425 nucleotides. RefSeq names its product carboxylesterase, putative. The record is from RefSeq and is a predicted model, not a curated record. The transcript is spliced from 4 exons. Lineage: Eukaryota; Fungi; Ascomycota; Eurotiomycetes; Onygenales; Arthrodermataceae. Bases 1 to 1425 code for a protein of 474 amino acids.
AUGCUGGCUGACCCUGCUGAUAGAUGCAUUGCUGGCUCCCUCGACGGGAAUGACUGGGGGGAAGACUGUCUGACCGCAAACAUCUUCCGUCCCAUGGAGACCAAGGCAGGUCAGAAGCUGCCGGUGGUCGUCUAUUUCCAUGGAGGAGCCUUUAAUCUGGGUGCAGCUGCUCUUCUGGCUUGGUCAGAGAAGCCGUUCAUUGCUCUCAACUUCAACUAUCGUCUCGGUGCAUUUGGCUUCCUGUCAGGAGAGCUGAUGGCAGCCUCCAACAUGCUCAACACAGGCCUGUACGACCAACUCAUGCUGCUCGAAUGGGUUCAACGAAACAUCGAGCAGUUCGGCGGUGAUCCAAACCAGGUCACGAUCAUGGGCCUCUCGGCCGGCGCUCACUCGAUCGGCCACCAGAUCAUGUAUACAAAGAAUGGCGGACGCCCACUUUUCCACAGAGCAUUGCUGGAAUCUGGGGCUACCACCGCUCGCGCUGUCUACCCUCCCAAGGCUCCUCUACCUUCAGUGCAGUUCGAUGAGUUUGCUCUUGCUUCAGGCUGCUCCAAUGUCGAUAGGGGCCAAAUGAUUUCUUGUCUCCGGAAGCAGUCCGUUAGGACUGUCGGACAGGCUUCGAUUGAUGUGUUCAACCGCUACAACCCUUCUGACCGGUGGGCCUUCCAGCCUGUUAUCGACGGUAAGAUCAUCCGCGCAGCACCCAUAUCCGCUUGGGAAUCUGGUACAUGGAACAAGAUCCCCAUCCUUACUGGCUUCAACACUGAUGAGGGAUCUCCAUUUACGCCUACCCGCCUGGAUACCUCGGAGGACUUCACCAAGUUCUUCAAGGAGUUGAUACCCGCCUUGUCUGAGUCGGAUUUGAAAGAACUUAACAACCUAUACCCUGAUCCGGCCGUCCACCGAGAAUCACCAUACUACGACACUCGUCCCAUAGAUGUGGGUUCACAGUACAAACGUGGAACAGCAGCAUAUGGCCAGUAUGCAUACAUAUGUCCCAUCCAACAGACCGCAUACCACGCCUCUGCAGGCCAAUCUGCCCCUGUUUUCUUGUACCACUGGGCUGUAAACACAACCGUUAAAGGCGGAGCAAGCCAUGCAGACCAGUCUGCAUAUGAGUUGUACAACCCUGGUAUUCGAAAGAUAUCCAAGACCCAAAACUUGCUUGCGGGAUACUUGCAUGCUUAUUUUACUUCCUUUGCCACCACCGGAGACCCCAAUGCUAUCAAGGGCAGAUAUGCAGACAGGCCUCGAUGGGCUCCUUUUACCCCAGGGAAAAAGAGCGGCACCAUGGUGAUAGGAGAAGGGAACGAUGAGCGUGCUGGCGGGAAUAGUAUCGGCGUCGUGGCCCGGAUGGGCAAUAUCAGCUACACCAAGGAGGAGUGUGACUUUUGGUGGAAGAGGACGAUCUUGUCGGAGUCGUGA